Messenger RNA from Carica papaya (papaya), 1447 nucleotides. RefSeq names its product sterol methyltransferase 3 (gene SMT3). Lineage: Eukaryota; Viridiplantae; Streptophyta; Magnoliopsida; Brassicales; Caricaceae. Gene Ontology annotation, molecular function: S-adenosylmethionine-dependent methyltransferase activity. Gene Ontology annotation, biological process: steroid biosynthetic process. The record is from RefSeq and is a predicted model, not a curated record.
GAUAAUUGACGGAGCCGUCAGUGCUCCGUUUCCUCUCUCUCUUCUACAUAUAUUCCCAUUUCUCUGUAUCUCUCUCUCUCACAGACACACUCACCCAUGGAUGCUGUUGCUCUCUUCUGCACUGGGGCUCUCCUGGCCGUGGGGCUCUACUGGUUCGUCUGCAUUCUGGGCCCGGCCGAGGUAAAAGGCAAGCGCGCCGUCGAUCUCUCCGGCGGCUCUAUCUCCGCCGAGAAAGUCCGAGAUAACUACAAGCAAUACUGGUCCUUCUUUCGUCGCCCGAAGGAGAUUGAAACCACCGAGAAGGUCCCCGCCUUCGUUGACACUUUCUACAACUUGGUUACCGAUAUAUAUGAGUGGGGUUGGGGCCAGUCCUUUCACUUUUCGCCCUCCAUCCCGGGCAAGUCGCAUCGGGAGGCAACGCGUUUCCACGAGGAGAUGGCCGUCGAUCUGAUCGAGGUCAAGCCCGGAGAUCGAAUUCUUGACGUAGGAUGUGGAGUGGGAGGGCCCAUGCGUGCCAUAGCGGCCCACUCGCGGGCGAAAGUGGUGGGAAUCACAAUCAACGAGUACCAGGUGAAUCGUGCGCGGCUCCACAACAAGAAAGCUGGCCUGGAUUCGCUGUGCGAGGUGGUUUGUGGGAAUUUUCUCGAAAUGCCUUUCCCAGACAACACGUUCGACGGGGCGUACUCGAUCGAGGCGACGUGCCACGCGCCGAGGUUGGAAGAGGUAUACGCAGAGAUCUUUAGGGUUUUGAAGCCUGGAUCUAUGUAUGUUUCGUACGAGUGGGUGACUACAGACAAGUACAGAGCGGAAAACCCAGAACAUGUAGAGAUAAUUCAGGGGAUUGAAAGAGGGGACGCCUUGCCCGGGCUGCGAAACUACCUGGACAUAGCGGAGACCGCGAGGAAAGUAGGGUUUGAGGUAGUGAAGGAGAAGGAUCUAGCAAAGGCGCCGGCGCAUCCGUGGUGGAGCCGGCUGAAAAUGGGGAAGAUUGCAUACUGGAGAAACCACAUUCUGGUGACGGUGCUGUGUGCAUUGGGGAUAGCGCCAAAAGGAACUGUUGAUGUGCAUGAGAUGCUUUUCAAGACGGCAGAUUAUUUGACCAGAGGAGGUGACACGGGUAUUUUCAGUCCUAUGCACAUGAUUCUGUGCAGGAAGCCUGAGGUACCACCACCACCGCACUCUACUUAGUUCCUCACUUCUACUUCCUUCCCCUUUGUGUUUUUCUACUUCGAACUUUUCUCUCCAGUUUCACCUAUUUUCAAUUUCAAUUUUAAUUUCAAUUUUUUCUUCUUCUUUUAGGGUUUUUAUUUCUUUGGUCAUUAAUUAUGGGUUUUUGUAUCCUUUUUUGAGUUUAAUUUUAUAUUUAAUUCUCGUUGGUGGAUGGAUGAAACUCAAAAACUUGAUGUGGUAAUUGAUGGAAUGAAAAUUUUGAUCUGCUUCUCUCUUU